Esox lucius (northern pike) is the source of this 4795-nucleotide messenger RNA. RefSeq names its product forkhead box K1 (gene foxk1). Bases 121 to 2121 code for a protein of 666 amino acids. The transcript has 10 exons. Gene Ontology annotation, molecular function: protein binding; RNA polymerase II cis-regulatory region sequence-specific DNA binding; DNA-binding transcription factor activity, RNA polymerase II-specific. Lineage: Eukaryota; Metazoa; Chordata; Actinopteri; Esociformes; Esocidae. Gene Ontology annotation, biological process: regulation of transcription by RNA polymerase II. The record is from RefSeq and is a predicted model, not a curated record.
GUUUCUGUCUCAGACAGCGACCGAGCUAGCGAGUGCCCUGUCCAACAAACCUUCACGUUUCAGGGCACUGUGUGUGAGUAGACAGUGUGUUUGUGUUCACCCCUUUCCCCUAAAAAGAAGAUGGCAGACUUUCGGGACGACACCGGAGCUCGAGCCCUCCUGGCCUUGCAAUCCGCCCCAUGCAGCCCCGUUCGAGUCGGGGUGACCUCGCACCCAUACCCUCCCUCCCUCGCCCUCUCGGGCUCUGCUGUGCUGGGCAGGGGCUGUGGAAUCUCUCCUCGCCUCGCGUCUCCGCCUCGGGCCCUAGCAAGGCUGGAAGGCCGGGACUUUGAGUUCGUCAUGCGGCAGAGGACUGUGACGGUAGGCCGGAACUCGUCUCAUGGCUCGGUGGACAUCAAUAUGGGCCACUCCAGCUUCAUUUCCCGGAGACACCUUCAGAUUACUUUCGAGGAGCCAUGCGGGUUUUCGCUGCGCUGCCUCGGCAAGAACGGAGUAUUUGUGGACGGGGUGUUUCAAAGGAGAGGAGCGCCACCGCUACAACUUCCCCGGGAAUGUGUGCUUAGGUUUCCCAGUACAGUGAUAAAGAUCCAGUUCUCUUCUCUGCUGUCUGAGGAGGAGCUAAGAGAGGAGGAACAGCUGUCUCCCCCUCCUCGCCUCCCCCUUCUCCCACACAUCUCCCCCCUCAAGAUCAGCAUUCCCACAAUGCAUCAAGAUGACCUGCGACACAUGGUCAGCCCGUUGCCCUCCCCAACAGGAACCCUCAGUGUUCCUAACUCGUGCCCAGCCAGUCCAAGGGGGGCAGGGUCAUCGGGGUAUCGCUACGGACGCAACGUAACCUCUGACCUCCAGCUGGCUGCAGAGUUUGCCGCCAAGGCCGUCUCCGAGCAACAGAGGGGUGUUGCUGAGCAACUUGGAGAAUCUGGUGACGGGGACAGCCCCAAGGACGACUCCAAGCCUCCCUACUCCUACGCCCAGCUGAUUGUUCAGGCCAUCUCGUCAGCACCAGACCGACAGCUCACACUGUCAGGAAUCUACACACACAUCACCAAACACUACCCCUACUACCGCACUGCUGACAAAGGCUGGCAGAACUCAAUCCGCCACAAUCUGUCUCUGAACCGUUACUUCCUGAAAGUGGCUCGUAGCCAGGAGGAGCCUGGAAAAGGUAGUUUCUGGCGUGUGGACUCUGCCUCGGAGGGAAAGCUGGUGGAACAGGCCUUCAGGAAGAGACGGCAGAGGGGCGUGGCCUGCUUCCGCACACCCUUCGGUCCCCUCUCAUCCAGAACAAAAAGCGCUCCGGCCUCCCCGACCCACCAGGGCCUCCUCUCCCCCCCCUCCAGCGGCCUCCAGACCCCAGAGUGUCUGUCCAGAGAGGGCUCUCCUCUGUCUCACGAACCCCCCCACCACCACCACGAUCUGGCACACAAACUGGCCUCCGUACCAGAAUACCGCUACACACAGAGCGCACCAGGGUCCCCGGUUCACAGCCAGCCGGUGAUUAUGGCUGCUCCGCCCCACCCCCUGCCCACUGGGCUGGGAAAACCCCUGGCCCUAUUCUCCGGCCCGGGGGGCAGCCAGACCCUCCACAUGCUGCAGAGCCCCCCCACCACCCUCACCAUGCUGCGUCUUGUCACCACCGCCACCUCCUCCAACCCCACCAAUGGGUACAUCCUGACCCCUGGGGGCGGGGCACAGGGGCACAUCACCACCCGACAGGACAGCGAGCACAGAGACCUGCAGCAGCAGACCCGGGAGCGUGUCAUCCAAUCUGUGGAAGGAGCCCAGCAAGGGUUGGAGGGGCGUGGCCUAUCUCUGGGGCUGCACCAACUUCCUGUUCGCCCUGUCACUCAGAAUGGCAAACACGCCUCAGCGGUUGCCACAGUUACCAGCGUCGCCAGCGCUUACGCUCUGACCAGUCCUCUGCAGAUCCUUGCAGCCCAGGCCUCCAGCUCCCCCCCUGUCCUGUUGAGCAGACAGCCCAAUGCGGGGCCUGAUGUUGGGCCGGAGGCGCCAGGCGAGCCCCAGGCCAAGAGGCCAAAGAUUGAGGAGGACGAAGCUCCUCCCAGUCAGCAGCCUGUCAUCGUGGCCAUGAGCUCUCAGCCCCACGACAACAGGAAGUAGAACCACCUCACUCUGACCUCUGACCCUGAAGCCUAGCAGAGAGUGGGAGGAGCCUCUCUGUGUCUUUUCCAAAUCACCCUCCAGCAGCCUAUCCCCCCCACCCUCCCCAGAUCAGGGCCAUAGAUGCAGGGGUCCGGGCCCAGGGUUGGUCCGGGCCCAGGGUUGGUCCGGGCCCAGGGUUGGUCCGGCUGGAGGGGUAGGACAGUGUCUGUGGGUCUUUAAGAGCAGAUUCUAGUGCGUGGUCCUGCCUCCCCAGUGGUUGUCGAGCCUUUCCGCCAUGACCCCAUUGAGUCGAUGUCUGUUCCGGGAGCAGCACCGCUGAUUCAGCUGGUCCAGUAAUCAUAACGACCUUGGUAAGUGAUUCAGGUGUGCUGAUUAACGGCCGGGCCUGUGCGGGUGUCCCGGAGGACGGGUCUGAGAACCACUGUGGUAGGUGCUGCGUCGGUUAAUUUAUGGGAGAGUGCUGGCAUCAUGAAUUCCCCUACGUCACAAGUCUGACCCCUGACCCCCUAAUCAACCCUGAUCAGUAACUGCUAUUGAUUAUUACCUGCUCUGCAUCAUGCCAGGUCCUCAACAUUUACCCCUUGACUCCAGGUCCCUGCCCUCCUCCCUCUGACCCCUGGUCUCUUGGGCAGUUAGACCUCCAGAGAAACCCCAGGUGGUAUUGGUUGAUAGCUGAUAAAAGAUUUAGGUUCCAAAACCAUCAACACACUGUUGACCUGGAGAGGGGACGGGAGUUCUCCUGCUCUACAGCGGAGGAGUCAGGGAUGAGUCUGGAUCCGGAGACAGAACCAGAACCUUGUUUCCUUUUUUCCCGUGUUAAGAGGACAUUGAGGUGCUGAAUUUCAACCCUGGUCUAAUAUUCAGCUGUACUGCUCAAACUACACACUGCAAACACACUCGGCUCUAUAAUACCAUCCUUACUACACAGUUAGGGCUACUACAAUAUAACGUCAUCCAAGUUCUGUUUUCAUCGCCAGUCCCUGUUGGGAGACUUCUGGAAUCGGUUAGUAGCAAAUCCAGGAAUCUCUAAACCGGGAAAUCUGGUUACAUGAAUGUUGUGUGUGACCGAGGAGCUGAUGUAUGUAUGUGCUGUUUAAUAUUUUUGCAUUAUCAUCAUUUUAUCCCUUAAGCCUUAAAUGUUUCUACUGUUUUGUUGUAUUUUUUUCUAGGUUCUAAUUUCAGUUAAAUGUUUUUAAUGUUGAGGACUUAUUUUCUAACACUGCAGACUGCUUGAGAAAAUAACCUUUCUUUUGUAACCUUGCAGACUGCUUCAGAACACAACUUUUAUUUUGUAAUGUUGCAGAGAGUGUACUUGUCAUCUGUACUUGUGUGUAUGGUGACUUCAGGGAGGUGUACGUAAUCCUUUAACCGCUGAUCCCAGGUCAGGUCAUAUCCCACCUUUAUUAUGGUUUAGAGGUAGGAGGGCAGGGGAUCGGUUCCCACCUUUAUUAUGGUUUAGAGGUAGGAGGGCCUGGGGAUCUGAUCCCACCUUUAUUAUGGUUUAGAGGUAGGAGGGCAGGGGAUCGGAUCCCACCUUUAUUAUGGUUUAGAGGUAGGAGGGCAGGGGAUCUGAUCCCACCUUUAUUAUGGUUUAGAGGUUGGAGGGCCAGGGGAUCUGAUCCCACCUUUAUUAUGGUUUAGAGGUAGGAGGGCAGGGGAUCGGAUCCCACCUUUAUGAUGGUUUAGAGGUUGGAGGGCAGGGGAUCGGAUCCCACCUUUAUUAUGGUUUAGAGGUAGGAGGGCAGGGGAUCGGAUCCCACCUUUAUGAUGGUUUAGAGGUUGGAGGGCCUGGGGAUCUGAUCCAGUCAGCGUUCAGGUUGUGUCCCAACUGGCACUCUAUUGCUUACAUAGUGCACUGAGUUGGAACCUAUGGAGUCUUUGGGCGCCCUUCAGAUGAGAGUUUUACUCCAGUAUCUGGGAUAUUUGCUGGUUUGAAUCCCAAAGCCAAAUCUGGCUCGGUGCCUUUCACCAAGGCACUCAACCCUAAUUGGUCCUGGGCAUGAAGACACAUCCGUGACACAACCACAGAACAAGACACUGACCUGGUGCACUAUGAAGGCGUUAGGGUGCAGUUUGGGAGUCAGUUGGCCAUAGGGAAGCAGGGGAUGGGACCAACACAACUACAACUGGCUCUUUUAAACAUUUUCUUAUUUUAACUUUCCCUCACUCUCACAUUCUCUCCAUCACCCCUCCACUCUCCCUCUCUUUCUUCCACUCUUCCCGUCUCUACUAUCUAGUCACCAGUGGAAUUCUGGAGGGCGUUUUACUUAUGGAAUUAGAAUGUACUAGAUUCUAUUGAUUCUAAAGCUUUAGCCUUUCUACUAGAACUAAUCAGGACAUGAUUUUGUAACACUUCAAAACUAUUAUUUUUAACACUUCAAAAUGUGUUUGUCAACCUACAGUUUUGACUGUCUGCUGAUCACAAGACUUUAUACAAAAUCUAUGAUUGUUGCAAAAAAAAAAAAAAGAAGAAAAAAAAUUACUCAGCUGCUCUUCUCCCUUCUGCUAAAUGACAGCUGUUUAAAGUUGGGUGGUGACAAUGGUAUUUUUUUGCUAAAAGUAUUUUGCUAUUCUAUUAAAAAACAUAGAGAGUAUAUAUGUAUUUUUAAAUGUUUCUGUUUGUGAUUUGUUUAAAAUGUGUAGCACAAAUUAAAUUCUCUCAUUGACCUGC